CUAGGAACAGCCAGCUCACGGUGGAAGCAGUGGCUGCCAUGGAUGAGGAUAAGCUCCCAUCUGUACUGCCUGGGGAAGGUGGUGCUGCCUGGGACCCUGGCCUGGAGCCUGAAGAGGAGCCUGGGGUCCAGAAUGGAAUGGGAGCCAGUGAGGACCUGAAUAGUAGUGACAACAGCCCAGAACAUGAGAUAAGGGGUGCCCUGGUGGACACUGAAGAGCCCACAAAGGGCCCGGACAUGGCCCUCCAUGGCCUCAGCCUUGGCCUCUCCCUUACGAAUGGCCUAGCCCUGGGGCCAGACUCGAACACUCUGGAAGAUUCUACAGAGUCCAGGCCCUGGAGGGCUGGUGGGCUGGCAGAGGGUGACGAUGCCUCCAGGAGCCUCUGUCCAGACACUGAGGACCCUCAGGUGGGGCUGGGUGGCCCUGGAGAGCCAGAUGUGCGGGAUGGCUUCAGCACCACGUUUGAGAAGAUUGUGGAGUCGGAGCUCCUGCGGGGCACCCAGUACAGCAGCCUCGACUCCCUCGAUGUGCUGAGCCUUACGGAUGAGAGUGACAGCUGCGUCAGCUUCGAGGCCCCCCUCACACCCCUCAUCCAGCAAAGGGCCCGUGAUAGCCCAGAGCCAGGGGCUAGCUUGGGCAUUGGGGACAUGGGGCCUGAGGGGGACAUGGGAGCAGCUGGUGGUGAUGGGGAGCUGGGCAGCCCCCUGCGGUGCUCCAUCUCCAGCAGCCGCUCGGAGAACGUCCUGAGCUGCCUGUCUCUCACGGCUGUGCCCAAUGGCUUCCAUGAAGAUGGACCCCAGGGCCCAGAUGGGGAUGAGGAUGAAGAGGAGGAGGACACUGACAAGUUGCUAAACUCAGCCAGUGACCCCAGCCUAAAGGAUGGCCUGUCGGACUCCGACUCAGAGCUGAGCAGCUCAGAGGGGCUGGAGCCUGGGGGCGCAGACCCACUGACCAAUGGGUGCCAGGGGGUCAGUGAAGCUGCUCGCCGGCUGGCACGCCGCCUCUACCACCUCGAGGGCUUCCAGCGCUGCGAUGUCGCCCGGCAGCUGGGCAAGAACAAUGAGUUCAGCAGACUGGUGGCCGGGGAGUACCUCAGCUUCUUUGACUUCUCAGGCCUGACUCUGGACCGAGCGCUAAGAACCUUCCUGAAGGCCUUCCCACUGAUGGGGGAGACGCAGGAGCGCGAGCGUGUACUUACGCACUUCUCCCGCCGGUACUGCCAGUGCAACCCCGAUGACAGCACCUCGGAAGACGGGAUCCACACCCUCACCUGUGCCCUGAUGCUGCUCAACACGGACCUGCACGGACACAACAUUGGCAAGAAGAUGUCCUGCCAGCAAUUCAUUGCCAACUUGGACCAGCUGAAUGAUGGCCAAGACUUUGCCAAAGACCUGCUGAAGACCCUUUACAACUCCAUCAAGAAUGAAAAGCUGGAAUGGGCCAUAGAUGAGGAUGAGCUGAGGAAAUCACUGUCUGAGCUGGUGGAUGACAAGUUUGGGACAGGCACAAAGAAGGUGACGCGGAUCCUGGAUGGUGGCAACCCCUUCCUGGAUGUCCCACAGGCUCUGAGUGCCACCACCUAUAAGCAUGGUGUGCUGACCCGGAAGACUCACGCUGACAUGGAUGGCAAGAGGACACCCCGUGGGAGGCGUGGCUGGAAGAAAUUCUACGCGGUGCUCAAAGGGACCAUCCUGUACCUUCAGAAGGAUGAGUACAGGCCUGACAAAGCUCUGUCCGAGGGCGACUUGAAGAACGCCAUUCGCGUGCACCAUGCUCUGGCCACCAAGGCCUCCGACUACAGCAAGAAGUCCAACGUGCUUAAGCUGAAGACGGCCGACUGGAGGGUCUUCCUCUUCCAGGCACCGAGCAAGGAAGAAAUGCUGUCCUGGAUCCUUAGGAUCAAUCUGGUGGCUGCCAUCUUCUCGGCCCCGGCCUUCCCAGCUGCUGUCAGCUCCAUGAAGAAGUUCUGUCGGCCCCUGCUGCCUUCUUGUACCACUCGCCUCUGCCAGGAGGAGCAGCUUCGUUCUCAUGAGAAUAAGUUGAGGCAGGUGACUGCAGAGCUGGCUGAGCACAGGUGUCACCCUGUCGAGAAGGGCAUUAAGUCCAAGGAGGCUGAGGAGAACCGGCUGAAGGAUCACUAUCUCACGUUUGAGAAAAGCCGUUAUGAGACCUAUAUCCACCUCCUGGCUAUGAAAAUCAAAGUGGGCUCAGAUGACCUGGAGAGGAUUGAGGCCCGGCUGACCACCCUGGAAGGGGAUGACCCUUCUCUCCGCAAGACACACUCAAGCCCUGCCCUCAGCCAGGGCCACGGAACUGUGACUGGCAGCAAAGCCAUGAAGGAUACCACUGGGCCAGAUACUUAGCUGGCAUGGAUGGGCAGGCCUUGAGGCAGACAAAUGCCCCCAGAGGGGUCAGUGAGCACAAUUCCAGCCAGGGGCCACUUGGACCGGCUCCAGGCAGUUGACGGGCAGCCAGAGGGGUGCGGAGAGCCCUGUAGGCCAAGGAGAUGGAGAUGCUAUUCAUGGCAUUUGUCUUCUUGCAUCCUGGGGCUUCUCUGGGCCUCAGACCCUCUCCCCAGCCCUCACAUCCCUCUCCACCACAGAGCCUCAUUUUGUAGGCCAGCUGUGUGCAUGCUCUAGACACCAUCUCACUGGAGAAGCGGGAAGAGUGUUGACUUCCCAAACCCUCCUCUUCUCACACGUUCCUCCCCUCAUCUCCCUUGUUUCCGAGGGCAGGUCUUGACUCCAGGUCUCAGUUUGGACCCCACCCUAUCUCCUCCUCUUUCCUCUGAGUUGACCAGCAGCGGGUCUGCAGACCACCAGCACCAUCCUCUCCUCCCUCCACCCCAUAGCCUCUGGAACCACGUCCCGUUCUCCUGCCUCAUGUCGCAAUAACCCAGGACCCGGGCUUGCGCCCUCGAGGCCAAGCUGUCUCCACUCAUCUGUGUGUCCACCUCACCUUCCAUCCAUUGAAGCCACUACUGCUUCCUUUUAUAUGGACAUAAAUGUAUAUAUAUAAGAAUUAUAUAUAAAUAAGGAGCCUCUUUAAAGAUGGUUUGGAACUGAUAUCAGUUAGAGGAUGAAAUAAGAUGAAGGAAAAGCCUAUUUCAGAACUCUACCUGUUAGUGAGUAGGGCUGCUCUCUGGCCCCCUGGUGGCCCUGACACUCUGGGAGGGAAGGUGGAGAUAGUGCUGACCUCCUCGCACCCCGUUUCUUCCCUUUUCCGGCUGACCUGUGACUUACACUGCUCUUACAGUUGAUGCUUUGGAAUAAAUAGUGUGUAUGUGUGCCACCCCAUCUGUCCCACAGGCAUCCUGCGUAUGAGUGGAAUGGGACCAUGGCCCUGUUUAUAUAUCAGUCUUUAUGUUGGUGCUGCCAGGUCUCUGAGCUACAGAGGUGGCCUCUUGUACAGAUCCACUGCUACAGGAAUAAAAGACACUCUCCUUUGCAAAUAGCCAUUUGUCAACAAGCCCAGAGAUCUUUGGUGGGGGAAGGUUAUGGAAGCUAUCAAUUCUUGGUCUUGGGAAAAGGUGGAAUGACAAGUUGCUGAUUGUUUUUUAGGUUGACAUUUCUUUCACUCUUCUAGUGACUCAGAAACGCUAGCUAAGGACACGACUGGGAAGAAUAAUUUGUCGUGUGAUGAUCACAGACUAGCAUCCUUUAAACCCUGCAUUCCUCAGACCGACAAUGGUGGGAGCGACGGCACCCUCAAUGCAGCUAUGACGAGGAAAUCCUUUCUAUUUUUUAAAUAGGUUACUGUAGUUUGGCCAGCAAUUUGACCUCAGUGGUAACAUAUUUAGUUAAUAAGAUAAGCCAACCUGGCAACUAAGUACCCAACAUUUACAAGCCCACUCACAUUUGAUGCAAGGGACGUGUCAGUCGGUGGAGAGAUGUAGUGACUUAAAGCCAGAUUAUUUAAUUUGGAUCAGCUGAAGUAUAUUUUAUAACUAAACCAUCUGGCCCCUUUGUUUUGCUGAGGGGAAGUAAAUGUUCAUUUAAAUGAAGUUGAAAGAGCAAUGUGGCAACAUAAAAGAGCUCCUUGCACUUUCUCCACGCUGUCUCAAAGGUCUUUGCUUUUGGGAGUCAGCUUCCCACCCUCCACCUCCUGAGGGCGGGUGAGUGAAAUCAGAGGAGCAAGCUCCAUCCCCUGCAGACCAAUGUGCUUCCCUGAGCACUAGUUGUGCCUCCCAUCAGUAAAAAAAUUUUUA
Messenger RNA from Diceros bicornis minor, 4207 nucleotides. It is a transcript of the gene PSD2, whose product is annotated as pleckstrin and Sec7 domain containing 2. Gene Ontology annotation, biological process: regulation of ARF protein signal transduction. Gene Ontology annotation, molecular function: protein binding; phospholipid binding; guanyl-nucleotide exchange factor activity. The coding region runs from base 39 to 2363 and encodes 774 amino acids. The record is from RefSeq and is a predicted model, not a curated record. The transcript is spliced from 14 exons. NCBI's taxonomy places the organism in Eukaryota, Metazoa, Chordata, Mammalia, Perissodactyla, Rhinocerotidae.